Suillus discolor is the source of this 837-nucleotide messenger RNA. RefSeq lists its product as uncharacterized. The transcript has 11 exons. The record is from RefSeq and is a predicted model, not a curated record. Lineage: Eukaryota; Fungi; Basidiomycota; Agaricomycetes; Boletales; Suillaceae. Bases 1 to 837 code for a protein of 278 amino acids.
AUGGCAACCCUCCCAGAAGAAAUCAUGUUUAUCUGGCGUCGUCCAAAAUCAAAGUCUGCAGUGUUAUUUCUCGUCAAUCGCUAUGUCGCCGUGCUCGUUAAUACCCUUGUCCUAAUGAGCACUUUCCUACCCGUUUCAACUGAGAGGUUUCAACUUUGCUUCUUCAAUAUCUACUAUUUUACUCAUCAAAGACUUAGCUGUCGGAAUUAUGUGAUGGUCAUACACGUGUUACGUGUUUUCCAACAAGUCUUCAUUUGCCUCACAUUGACUCUUCGCACUUAUGCUCUCUACGGCCGCAGUAGGCGCCUGCUUAAAUGGAUGCUAAUCUUGGGCGCUGUUUUUAUAGCAACAUCGGUGGUGGGAGCUUUUAGACAUAAUUUAACAGAGAGUGCGAUCGACAACGGCCACUGCCAUGAAAUAUACACAACACCAACACCUUUGCAUCAUGGGACGACAUGGGUGACAAUGUUUAUCUACGAAUUAAUCAUCUUUGUCCUCACAGUCUUCGGGACUUGGAAAGCUAGGGGAUCGCCGCAGUUCUCCCUCGUAUCCAGGAGAGAUAUCCUUGAUGUCAUAUUCCAAGAUGGUGUGAUGUACUUUGCAGGGAUGGCAUUAGUCAAUUUACCCAACAUUCUGACGUACUUCUGCGGUCCAGAUAUCGCCAGAGGCAGCCUGAACGAAUUUACUACAUGCGUGUCUGUCACUCUCAUCUCUCGCCUAAUGCUCAACCUGCACGGAUGUGUUGACACUGGCAUUCUUUCUACCCUUGCUGAGGCCAGCUCCCAUGUCCUUACCGAGGUCGACGUAGAGUUCGCGGAUUCAUCCUACGAUCCGUAG